AUGAAUGUUUUUCGAAGGCAAAAUAUUCUAUCCGUAAUGAAUCCAGAAAAACCGUUUCAAACAGGAAAGGCUAUAUCGGAUACUGAUUUAAAUAGGAAUAGCACAGAGCGUACAUCACAUGAACAUCGUUUUUUAAAUGGGAAAUUAUUGGGUCAAUUUUGUGGUCGAGAAUGGAGAAUUACUUCCAAACAAGUAUGA
This is a messenger RNA of Loa loa (African eye worm), 198 nucleotides long. RefSeq lists its product as hypothetical. Bases 1 to 198 code for a protein of 65 amino acids. Lineage: Eukaryota; Metazoa; Nematoda; Chromadorea; Rhabditida; Onchocercidae. The record is from RefSeq and is a predicted model, not a curated record. The transcript has 2 exons.